Messenger RNA from Drosophila erecta, 378 nucleotides. RefSeq lists its product as uncharacterized. The transcript has a single exon. The record is from RefSeq and is a predicted model, not a curated record. Lineage: Eukaryota; Metazoa; Arthropoda; Insecta; Diptera; Drosophilidae. The coding region runs from base 76 to 261 and encodes 61 amino acids.
CCUCAAUUUCUCUUCGGCUGCCUCAGUCUGCGUUCGUUUUUGAAACAGUCAACAUCUUUCGGUGCUAUAGCGAUAAUGGCUCAGGAUCCGAAACCACUGUAUUUUGCCGUGGGUCCCGGCCCCAACGACAUCACCUGUCCCUAUUGCAGGACCAAGGCCAAGACCCGUGUGGUGCGAUCCUGGCUGCGUUGCUGCACCAAGAGGCAUCACUGUGGUGCCUGCGGCGAGUACCUGGGCGUAUACCGCCGUCCACAACUUUAGAUGUCAUCGGACAGAAUAAUUAUAGCAAGAGGAGCGAUGUAACUCAGUUUUGUAAUGCUAUUUAAAUACCAUAAAACACACUGUUUUUAAGCGAAUAAAAAUUGUAAUCAAAACUUA